CCCCCGUACAAAGCCUAGCUCCGAGGGACCGUGCAGGGAACCUUAACGCCGAGUCUCCGUGUGUCAGAGUCGCACGUGGUUUGCUGCCGCUCAUUCCGUCACUCUCCUUUGCUAACAGUCUUAGAAAAAAGUGUGCGUGAGAGAUUUUAAAGGCAACCACGCUGCUCUGGGAACCUUCAUUUUGGUCUGCUACCCGCUGCACAACGCAACACGCAAUAGGAUAUCACUCAUUGUGCUUUGGCUGACUGUGUACGUGUGUUAGUGGGUGACAAGAAGUUGAUACAAGAUAUGAUACAAUAUAACUUCCACGGCAAAGAAAUCGAACAUAACAAAUUAAUACAGCAUCACAUGAACAUCCAGUGAAGACAAUUGCACAGCCUUCCAAGAAUCUGCCAGCUGCUGAUAGCAUGUAUGCACAGCGCCAACGUCCUGCACAUAAUAAUGAUACGGCGCCACCGCGGGAAUCCCACAGAUCGACACACCUCCUGCAGCAUUGAAGGAAUCAGCUGCCAUCGCCAACUGCGUCAUUCCGGACCACAGACAAGGAAGGAUAAGUGUGAGCCAUACGAGUAUCACGAGUUUUGAAGGACACACGGAAUAACAAUCACUGGAGAAGACGGAUAGUGCUUGAUUCCCUGACAGAACCAUUAUAAUAAUCUACGCCACACACGGGCAGUAACAACUUGGCAAGGGAGUCCGAACAAAACACACCGGCCGGGAACUCCCCUUCAGCAACUUUCAGCUUUGCGUGACGUGCGAGGUAUAUGCAUUCCGGAUCCCCUUGCACUCUUUCUCAUUACCACAAAGUAUCACAAGCCCGUCACAUUACAAUUCACGUUGAGUUACAGUUAACUAAACCACAAUAUCUAUCAUAAGCUAGGCGAACUAAAGCAGUGAACCUAACGUGUCGAUCAUAACUAUAUCAUAAUCUGAAGUGAACUCAACAACAGAUAAUAAGCUCACAGUGAACUUAGCAACAUCACUUAGCAGGAGCUACAGUGAACUUAACUCCAGUGAAACUCGUGAAAUUAGCAAGAUCAUUGGCUACAGUGCACUUAUAACCUCAAGAUCCCAAGGUGCAACAAACUUAAAACCUCUCCAACACAAACUGAAUGGACCGCCCAAGAUCACAAACAAAGCUUAAUCUCUCUAGACCAUAGGAUAGUGAACUUAACCUACGAUUCAAAGGUUGAACAGUGAACGUCCCUCUUCCUAUAGCUGCCCUGACGACCUGUAGUGAUGGCCCCAUUUCUGAAGGCCUUUCCUAAGCUUUUUAAGACUCGCAAGCCACGAAAUUCAAUUGCAACGCUCCUUAGUUACUCGACCUCCUCUUUGGCCAGCACAUCGACCUCCUCCUGCAGUUCCUCUGUGCCGCCUGCCUCCUCUCCCCUCCCUUCCCCGCCCUCGCCUUCGCCUUCAGAGGGUUUUGGGCAGCUCAGCAGUAGUCUUCCCAUCAUGGAGCGUCGCGUGGAGGCCGCUAACACCCCAGCAAGACGUGAGCAGACUGCAAGUCUGAGGCACCUGCACAAGCUGCUGCUCCAGGACCUGCAGAGCAUGGUGGGGCAGGAGAGGGCAAAUGCAAUCUACACCAACCACGUCUACCGCAGCAAAUAUCUUCUAGUGUACGGAGACGAGGAGAGGGAAGCAGCACUAGCAGAGAAGCUCAAGAGAGUGCUGGAGGAGGAGGGUCAGGCAGUGGAGGGACCAUGGUGCAUCAGAGGUGGGGACCUUAUACUGGAGGCUUGGCAGAGACUAUCAAGCCGGGCAGCAGCGGUGGUGGUGUUGGUGUCUCCUGCCCUUUUCCAGGACCUAGAUUUGUGUCGCUGUUUGGCAGAGAUGCAGUAUUCCCACCCAGACACCAUAGCACCUCUCUUCCUUGAUUCUUAUUCUCCCCGGAACCUGCCAGCAGACUUGACCUUCCUCUCCCACGCUGGAGGCAGGAGCGUUCCCCAAAGUCACUGGGACCCGCAGUCUUUUGUCAAGUCCUUGGUGGAGAGAUGCCAGCACUUAAGGUACUUCUGUCGGGAGAUAGCGAUUCUGAACUCCAUCCUGGAUAGCCUGAAGGAGAAUGCAGAUUAUGUGUGUCCCUGUGGCAGGUGCUGAAGUCAACAUUUUCCUUCAUUGAAGUUACCAGUGAUUGAAACAUUUAAUUUGGGACAUAUAGGUCAUGAAGCCCCUCUUGGACAGCCUGUGGGACAGUGCCGAGUAUGUAUGUCCUUGUGGCAGGUCCUGAGGCAAACACACCCGUCUUUCUAGUUCUUAAAGAAGAAUUGUCAGUGUUUUAAGCACUUCCAUUGGGGGUUACAGGUCUUUUGGCAGCUGCUGAAGCCAACCCAGACCUCAAGCUUCUCAAGGUUGGCUGUAUGUUCCUGCAGAAGGCAAUGAAGCAGAUAUGGUAAUCCUGGAUGAUUUUCAGUGAUUGGUAAAAGACCAAGGAUGUCUAAAUGUCCAUUAAUCAAUGCCAACUUCGACAAUUGACGUAGGAUCACUGGAGGUCAGUAAAGACAGAACAAGAAGAUACAGUAUAAUGGUACCAGUAUAAAUAUCAGCCAUGUUGGGGGUGACAAGUAAGCCCCUUCAAGAAGUGCCUAUUGGCAUUUUAGGCCUGCACAUACAUAAAAAGACCCUACGUAUGUUCAUCCCAUUGGCAGUCCCAUUUGUAUGACUAAGGUGAUGUCUUGCAUUAAUAAGUUUCCUCAAGAAAUAAAAAUGUAUCUAGCCCUGUA
This is a messenger RNA of Eriocheir sinensis (Chinese mitten crab), 2726 nucleotides long. RefSeq lists its product as uncharacterized. Lineage: Eukaryota; Metazoa; Arthropoda; Malacostraca; Decapoda; Varunidae. The record is from RefSeq and is a predicted model, not a curated record. Bases 1240 to 2103 code for a protein of 287 amino acids. The transcript is spliced from 3 exons.